Molecule: messenger RNA, 1575 nt
Organism: Cuscuta campestris
Lineage: Eukaryota; Viridiplantae; Streptophyta; Magnoliopsida; Solanales; Convolvulaceae
Source: the annotation of a GenBank genome assembly
AUACACAGUCAUCCAUGGAUCUACCUUUGGUUUUUGAGGCCCUUCUUCCAUGGAUUCUCGGCGUAGGAGUUCUAUUCAUAAUAUGGUUCGUACAUCAACGCCCACAAGCUAAGACUCCACCUGGUCCACGGCCAUGGCCUAUCAUUGGCAAUUUGAAUCUCCUCACAGGCUCAUCUCCUCAUGAAUCUCUGCACUUGCUGUCUCAAAAAUAUGGAGAUUUGAUGCUCUUGCACUUUGGUUCCAAACCUGUGUUAGUUGCCUCGUCUCCCGAGUCCGCUAAACUUUUCUUGAAAGACCACGAUGCGGUGUUUGCCUCUCGGCCUCCUACGGCCGUGGGAGAGCACACCUUUGACCGGUCCGAUCUGGCGUGGUCUCCUUAUGGAUCAUGGUGGCGCCGCGGGUGGGAGUUGACCGGUUCGACCGGUUAGCCCUUGACUCACUCCCUCCUCCGGGUCAAUGUCCGGUCCGGUUUUCAAAACAUUGGUUGGCGGGAGGGAGUGAUACAUCAGCAGCAUCAGUAGAAUGGGCAUUCCAAGAAUUGCUCAGGAACCCAAGCGUCAUAGAAAGGGCAACCGAGGAGCUGGAUAGAGUGAUCGGGCGGGAGAGAUGGGUAGAAGAGAAACACUUUCCGCAGCUACCGUACGUGGAAGCAAUCAUAAGAGAAACAUUCAGGUUGCACCCGCUCGGCACACUGCUUCCGCCACACUACUCCAUGGAGGAUUGCAAUGUCGCGGUGGCGAGGGGGACCACUGUUCUCGUGAACGUCUGGUCUAUCGGAAGGAACCCAAAGGUUUGGGAAAGAGCGGAGGAGUUCUACCCGGAGAGGUUUUAGGGGAAGGAGGUGGACGUAAAAGGACAAGACUUUAGACUGUUGCCGUUUGGGUCGGGUAGGAGGAAGUGCCCGGGCUAUCCAGGCCUGGAAAUGAAGAUUGUGCGGGCGACAUUAGCCAAUCUGCUGCACGGGUUUAGCUGGAAGUUAGCUGGAGACAUGAAACCACACGAUGUAUCGGUGGAAGCGGUUUAUGGCUUGACCACUCACCCCAAGUUCCCGCUGUCUUUCAUCAUUGAACCAAGACUACCCGCACAUCUCUAUUCGGUUUAAUUAAUAUUCUGUAUGUAUGCAAUAAUGUGGCCACUACCCAGUUCAUAGUUUCAGAUGCUCUAAAAUUGUACGAGUAAAAUGGUUCCCAAGGUUCUGAAUAGGUCAGUGAUCUCAUGGGCUUUUUUGGGUUUAUACAACUCAAUCGCUAUCUGACUCUAUCCUCUCUCUCCUAUCUUUUCCGUAAAAUCCUCUCAAGUCAAUUACCAUCUUCUUCUUUCACUGGAAUUCUUUGAUUUGAGUUCUUUCUUUAAACAUAGUGCGAAUCGGGGUUGCGAGAUGCAGAUUGCAGGGACAACAAUGGAGGCAAAGCUUUUCAUUCGAUUGACGGUUAAGGAUAAAAUAAAACAUGGAAAGGUAUGGUAGCAGUUUAAUUUUGCUUCCAUCCAUACAAUUGGGUUUAAUCUUCUUUUUUCUCUUUCUUUUUAUUAUAACUUCAAUCAAUUUCUUUUGUGUAAAGUUAGUGUUGAAUCAUU